UUAAAGAGGUUGCUGGAGAAUGAGAAAGCCUACCAGGUGCGUAAAGAGAAGGAGCACACCAAGCGUCUGGAGAAGGUAAGAGAGGAGCUGGUCAAACUGAAGUCCUUUGCUCUGAUGCUGGUAGAUGAGCAGCAACUCCACCUAGAGCAGAUGGACCAGCAGAGCCAGAGGGUCCAGGUGCUGACCCAGCAGCUGCAGGAGAGGGAGCAGACCCUGAGCAACGCCAGUGACCGGGCCCAGAAGGACAGCCAGAGGGCCCUGAACUUGGAGGGCGAGCUGAAGGAACACCAGGCCAAGUUCACCCAGGAGCAGGAGGAGAUGACCGCCAAGCUGGCCAGCCAGGAGUCCCAGAACCGCCAGCUGGAUGCCAAGCUGUCUGGACUCAACCACAAGCUGGAGGAGCUGGAGGAGAGCAACGUAGCACUGAGGAGGUCAGAAAAGGAGUUGCACGAGCUGAGGGAUAAGAUCAGCAAAGGGGAGUGUGGGAACUCUAACCUAAUGACAGAACUGGAGAACCUCCGCAAAUGGGUAUUUGAGAUGAAAGGGCAGGAUGAGGAAAUCACCAAGGCAGAGGUCCAGUAUAGGGAGCUGAGGAUGAGGCUGCAGGAAGAGGUGAGCCGAGGGAAAGAACUCAGGCUGCAGAUGGAGAAGCUCCAGAGAAGGAUGGUGGAGCUGGAAAGACUAGAGGGGGCAUUCAACACCAGUAAGGCAGAGUGCUCCCAGUUACACUCCGCUCUGGAGAGAGAGAAGGGCAUGUCGAAGGAGCUCACCGACGAACUGGUAGCAGUUAAGAUAUGCAUGAAAGAGAUGGAAUCCUCUGAGCUGAGACUGGAAAAGACUGAGCAGGGCCUUAAAGAUGACCUGGCGAAGCUGAAGUCAUUCACUGUGGUAAUGGUUGAUGAGAGGAAGAAUAUGUUAGAGGACAAGAAGAGGGAUGAUUUGAGUAAGAUGUUCAAGGAUGAGCAGGGCAAGGUUAUGGAGGUGACUGAGAGAUUAAUAGAGGAGAGUAAAAAGCUCCUGAAGUUGAAAUCAGAGAUGGAAGCCAAGGUAGGGACCCUCACCAGAGAGAAAGGAGAGCUUAGUACUAGGCUUGCAUGUGAAAUGGAAAAGAGCAAGGAUCUGAGCUCCAAAGUCAGCCAAACGAACAAGAGGUUAGAUAGAUUGGAGGAGGCAGAAAAUAUAGUGAAGAGGGAACUGGGAAGAUUGUCAGAUGGGGGUUCGAAAGAGUACAACAGGGUGAAGGAGCUAACAGUUGAAAUAGAGUGGUUAAAAAACCGUCUCAAGCAGCUGGAGGUUGUGGAAGGAGAUUUGAUAAAGACAGAAGAUCAGUACGACCUGCUGGAGAAAAAGUUUAUGACAGAACAAAACAAGGCCAACAUUCUCUCCCAGCAGGUGGAGGAGAUGAAGAGUCAGAUCGCCCGGUAUAAAGGUAUAGAGAAAGGAGAGGUGGAAAGCCAAGAAGCAGACCUACGACAGCGCUACAAGACGGAGGAGGCCAAAACCAGAGACUUGCAGAACAACGUCGUAGCCUUCAAGGAGAAGAUCCAUGAGCUGAUGAACAAAGAAGACCAGCUCUCUCAGCUCCAAGUGGACUACUCCUUCCUCCAGCAGAGGUUCCUAGAGGACGAGGAGAAGAAGAACAAGAUGAGCAUUGAGGUCCUCCAUCUCACCAAAGAGCUGGAGGUGACCAAGUGCCACAGCCGUGCUCUACGACCCAGCCUGAAUGGGAGGAGGAUGGUGGACAUUGCCAUGGCGUCCAAGGGAGUGCAGACUGAUGCACUGGCCAAUGAGAUGGCAGAAGAGGACACCCCAGCUGUGUUCAUCAGGAAGUCUGUCCAGGAAGAUAAUCACAUCAUGAGUAAUCUUCGACAGAAGGGCAUCAAGAAACCCACAGAGAAAGCCGUUGGUCAUGAACGCUUCUCACCCUCUGCUGCCGCUGACCUCAGCAUGAAGAAGUCUUGGAUUCCCUGGAUGCGGAAGAGGGAAAACAUCCAUCAGGGUGGUAAUGUGGACAAGUCUGUGCGUAUCAACAGCGAAUCCAUGCAUUCUGAGCUGACCAUGUCCCAAAAGGAAGGGCAGCCUUUAUGCAUCAGAGUGACCCCAGACCACCAGAACAGCACGGCUACCUUGGAGAUCAGCAGUCCCACUGCUGAGGACCUUUACUCCAGCUCCAACCUCAGUCCCACCCUACAGGUCCACCAGAAGCCUCGGAUUACCAUCAUUCCCACCCACACCCACACCACCACCUCUUCAAGGGGCAGAGCCAGCGCCGGGCCAGGGGGACCAGAGAGGGCCAAGUCCACAGUCAGCAUCACCACCAUCUCCAGGGCCAAGUCACCAGAGUGCAGCAAGGCCUCCUCAUCUUCCUCCUCCUUUUCCUCCUCAGGCAGGCCCAUGUCACCCAUUUCCAUCAUGACGAUCAGCACCUCCAUGCUGUCCAACAUGUCUGCCUCCCCAGAGCCCCAUGAGAUGACCAUGGACCGGGCAAUGUUCAAGGUGACCCCUGAGAAACAGAUGGUCCCCACACCGAUCAGGAAGUACAACUCCAACUCCAGGACCAUCACCACCACAGAGGACAAUAAGAUCCACAUCCACCUGCAUGGCUCCCAGUUCCACAAGGGCCCAUCUGAGGGCCACAACAACACAGGUCCCAAGGUGGUGGUUAGGCCUGUCGGCAUGGCAACGGAGUGUAACAGAGAGAUGACGUUAUCCACGGGCACGGUGUUGCGCUCCCCUCGCAACAGCACUGCAGCCCUCAAAACCACACCCAGUAAAGUGAUGAGCAGCAUCACAAUCACUCCAGUCAUGUCCACCCCUGCCAGACCAACACAAGCUGUGGUGAGUCUCCUCAGAACACAAAUUCCCCUGGCUGUUAUGUUAACCUGUAACUCACUCCUUCAAGCUUAUCAUUUUUUUGUUGAAUUCACCCUCUUCACCCCCAAUUAAGUUAUGAAGCUUUUGAAGGAAAUAUAUGAAAUGAUUAUGUUUAUGAACUGGCAAAAUAAUGGCGUUUCACUAAGCAGUCGGUAUAAUGAGGUCUUUGUGGGGAGGAUGGAUAGCCUGACAUAAACAGUACUCCCUCACUUGGUCUUGAAAGAAUAACUAAAUAUUUACAAGUCAUAUAGUAAAUGUUCUCAAAGGGAAAUGUUUUCAUACAUUUUCCCCCAUAGUAAUUCAUCAUUUUCUUCUACCACUUUCUCUGUUGUGGCCUCCUCUCCACUCCUCUCACACCUCUCCUCAUUCUAUCCUCUCUCUAUCCUAUCCCUGUAUCAUCCAGCCUGGGCAUGAUGCCCACCCAUCCCGGGCAGGACUCACCCGUAUCCCCAUGUCCAAGAGCCUGAAGACGGGCAAAGCCAUGCUGGGAGUUCUGGGGAUGUCUGGAGGAAUGAGAGCAGAGAGCCAGUCCAUGAGGAUAGAGCUUAAGAAAUCCACAAUCAGCAGCACAACAGCCUUUCAAAAUGGAGGGAAAGGC
Molecule: messenger RNA, 3472 nt
Organism: Coregonus sp. 'balchen'
Lineage: Eukaryota; Metazoa; Chordata; Actinopteri; Salmoniformes; Salmonidae
Source: the annotation of a GenBank genome assembly